Messenger RNA from Physeter macrocephalus (sperm whale), 5563 nucleotides. RefSeq names its product inositol 1,4,5-trisphosphate receptor type 1 (gene ITPR1). The transcript has 41 exons. Gene Ontology annotation, molecular function: inositol 1,4,5 trisphosphate binding; inositol 1,4,5-trisphosphate-gated calcium channel activity. Gene Ontology annotation, biological process: calcium ion transmembrane transport. Lineage: Eukaryota; Metazoa; Chordata; Mammalia; Artiodactyla; Physeteridae. Bases 332 to 5563 code for a protein of 1743 amino acids. Gene Ontology annotation, cellular component: endoplasmic reticulum; membrane. The record is from RefSeq and is a predicted model, not a curated record.
AUGAGCUGCUGAAGCGCUUCCUCAGGCUCGCUGGGGUGGGAGGCGAGGAGGAGGAGGUGGUGGUGGAGGAGGAGGCAGAGGGUGGAGAGAGAAAGCUCACGCCGAGAGGAGGUGUGGGUGUUCCGCUUCCAUCCUCACGGAACGAGCUCCCUCUUCGCGGACAUGGGAUUACCCAGCGGCUGCUAACCCCUCUCCUCGCCCUGCUCCCCCAAAGCGGCGUGGCUCCCCGGGCACCAAGGAGCUGAGUACGGGAGGAGCAGGACUCGCAUCCCUGGCUGGGCGUGUUUUGGCAAGAGAGUGCCUGACCCGGGUCAGGAUUCUCAAGAAAGCCAUGUCUGACAAGAUGUCUAGUUUCCUUCACAUCGGAGACAUUUGUUCUCUGUACGCCGAGGGAUCGACAAAUGGAUUUAUUAGCACCUUGGGCCUGGUUGAUGAUCGUUGUGUUGUACAGCCAGAAGCCGGGGACCUGAACAAUCCACCCAAGAAAUUCAGAGAUUGCCUCUUUAAACUAUGUCCCAUGAAUCGCUACUCUGCCCAGAAGCAGUUCUGGAAAGCUGCUAAGCCAGGAGCCAACAGCACGACAGACGCGGUACUGCUUAACAAACUACACCAUGCUGCAGACUUGGAAAAGAAGCAGAAUGAGACAGAAAACAGGAAGUUGCUGGGGACCGUGAUCCAGUAUGGCAAUGUGAUCCAGCUCUUGCAUUUGAAAAGUAAUAAAUACCUAACAGUGAAUAAGAGGCUUCCAGCUCUGCUGGAGAAGAAUGCCAUGAGAGUAACGUUGGACGAGGCUGGCAACGAAGGGUCCUGGUUUUACAUUCAGCCAUUCUACAAGCUGCGUUCCAUCGGAGACAGUGUGGUCAUAGGUGAUAAGGUUGUUCUGAACCCCGUGAAUGCUGGCCAGCCCUUACAUGCCAGCAGCCAUCAGCUGGUGGAUAACCCAGGCUGCAACGAGGUCAAUUCCGUCAACUGCAAUACAAGCUGGAAAAUCGUCCUUUUCAUGAAGUGGAGUGAUAACAAAGAUGACAUAUUAAAGGGGGGUGACGUGGUGAGGCUGUUCCACGCCGAGCAGGAGAAGUUUCUCACCUGUGACGAGCACAGAAGGAAGCAACAUGUCUUCCUGAGAACUACCGGCCGGCAGUCCGCUACAUCUGCCACUAGUUCAAAAGCCCUCUGGGAGGUGGAGGUGGUCCAGCAUGACCCGUGUCGGGGUGGAGCAGGAUAUUGGAACAGCCUCUUCCGUUUCAAGCAUCUUGCUACAGGGCAUUACUUAGCAGCAGAGGUAGACCCUGACUUUGAGGAAGAAUGCCUGGAGUUUCAGCCCUCACUGGACCCUGAUCAGGAUGCCUCCCGAAGCAGGUUGCGAAACGCCCAAGAAAAGAUGGUGUACUCCCUGGUCUCUGUGCCCGAAGGCAAUGACAUCUCCUCCAUCUUUGAGCUAGAUCCUACCACCCUCCGUGGAGGCGAUAGCCUUGUCCCAAGAAACUCGUAUGUCCGGCUCAGACACCUGUGUACUAAUACUUGGGUUCACAGCACAAAUAUCCCCAUUGACAAGGAAGAAGAAAAACCCGUGAUGCUAAAAAUUGGAACCUCUCCCGUGAAGGAGGACAAAGAAGCAUUUGCCAUAGUUCCAGUGUCUCCUGCUGAGGUUCGGGACCUGGACUUUGCCAAUGAUGCCAGCAAGGUGCUGGGCUCCAUAGCUGGGAAGCUGGAGAAGGGCACCAUCACCCAGAAUGAAAGAAGAUCUGUAACCAAGCUGCUGGAAGACUUGGUUUACUUUGUCACUGGUGGAACUAAUUCCGGUCAAGAUGUUCUUGAAGUGGUCUUCUCUAAGCCCAACAGAGAGCGGCAGAAGCUCAUGAGAGAACAGAAUAUUCUCAAGCAGAUCUUCAAGUUGUUACAGGCCCCAUUCACAGACUGUGGUGACGGCCCGAUGCUACGUCUGGAGGAGCUGGGGGACCAGCGGCACGCACCCUUCAGACACAUCUGCCGCCUCUGCUACAGGGUCCUGAGACACUCCCAGCAGGACUACAGGAAGAACCAGGAGUACAUAGCCAAGCAGUUUGGCUUCAUGCAGAAGCAGAUUGGCUAUGAUGUGUUGGCUGAAGACACCAUCACUGCCCUGCUCCACAAUAAUCGGAAACUCCUGGAAAAACACAUCACCGCGGCGGAGAUCGACACCUUCGUCAGUCUGGUGCGAAAGAACAGGGAGCCCAGAUUCUUAGAUUACCUCUCUGAUCUCUGCGUGUCCAUGAACAAAUCCAUUCCGGUGACCCAGGAACUGAUAUGUAAAGCUGUGCUGAAUCCAACCAACGCUGACAUUCUGAUUGAGACCAAGUUGGUACUCUCUCGUUUCGAAUUUGAAGGUGUUUCUACUGGAGAGAACGCUCUGGAGGCAGGAGAGGAUGAGGAAGAGGUGUGGCUGUUUUGGAGGGACAGCAACAAAGAGGUUCGCAGUAAGAGUGUGAGGGAACUGGCGCAGGAUGCUAAGGAGGGGCAGAAAGAAGACCGAGACGUCCUCAGCUACUACAGGUACCAGCUGAACCUCUUUGCGAGGAUGUGCCUGGACCGCCAGUACCUCGCCAUCAACGAAAUCUCAGGCCAGCUGGACGUGGAUCUCAUUCUCCGCUGCAUGUCUGAUGAGAACCUGCCCUAUGACCUGCGGGCGUCCUUCUGCCGUCUCAUGCUGCACAUGCAUGUGGACCGAGACCCACAGGAGCAAGUCACUCCCGUGAAAUACGCCCGCCUCUGGUCCGAGAUUCCCUCCGAGAUCGCCAUUGAUGACUAUGAUAGUAGUGGCACUUCCAAAGAUGAAAUUAAGGAGAGGUUUGCUCAGACCAUGGAAUUUGUGGAGGAGUAUUUAAGAGAUGUGGUGUGUCAGAGGUUCCCUUUCUCUGAUAAGGAGAAAAAUAAACUUACAUUUGAGGUUGUAAACUUAGCUAGGAAUCUCAUAUACUUUGGUUUCUACAACUUCUCUGACCUUCUACGAUUAACCAAAAUCCUCCUGGCCAUAUUGGACUGUGUGCACGUGACCACAAUGUUCCCCAUCAGCAAGAUGGCGAAGGGAGAGGAGAAUAAAGGUAGUAACGUGAUGCGGUCCAUCCAUGGGGUUGGAGAGCUGAUGACCCAGGUGGUGCUCCGGGGAGGAGGCUUCCUGCCCAUGACUCCCACGGCCACCGCCCCUGAGGGCAACGUGAAGCAAGCAGAGCCGGAGAAGGAGGACAUCAUGGUGAUGGACACCAAGUUGAAGAUCAUUGAAAUACUCCAGUUUAUUUUGAAUGUGAGGUUGGAUUAUAGGAUCUCCUGCCUCCUGUGUAUAUUUAAGCGGGAGUUUGAUGAAAGCAAUUCCCAGACUUUGGAAACAUCCUCCGGAAGCAGCAGCCAAGAGGGACCAAGUAAUGUACCAGGUGCUCUUGACUUUGAACACAUUGAAGAGCAAGCCGAGGGCAUCUUUGGAGGAAGUGAGGAGAACACGCCACUGGACCUGGACGACCACGGCGGCAGAACCUUCCUUCGGGUCCUGCUCCAUUUGACGAUGCACGACUACCCACCCCUGGUGUCAGGGGCCCUGCAGCUCCUCUUUCGGCACUUCAGUCAGAGGCAGGAGGUCCUGCAGGCCUUCAAACAGGUUCAACUGCUUGUUACCAGCCAAGAUGUCGACAACUACAAACAGAUCAAACAAGACUUGGACCAACUGAGAUCCAUCGUGGAGAAGUCAGAGCUCUGGGUGUACAAAGGGCAGGGCCCCGACGAGGCCAUGGACGGUGCAUCUGCUGAAAAUGAGCAUAAGAAGACAGAGGAGGGGAAUAACAAGUCACAGAAGCAUGAGACCCCCAGCAGCUAUAACUACAGGGUGGUCAAAGAGAUUUUGAUUCGACUCAGCAAACUCUGUGUUCAAGAGAGCGCGUCGGUGAGGAAGAGCAGGAAGCAGCAGCAACGCCUGCUCCGGAACAUGGGCGCCCACGCCGUGGUGCUGGAGCUGCUGCAGAUCCCCUACGAGAAGGCCGAAGACACCAAGAUGCAGGAGAUAAUGAGGCUGGCUCACGAGUUUCUGCAGAAUUUCUGUGCUGGCAACCAGCAGAAUCAGGCUUUGCUCCACAAACAUAUAAACCUGUUUCUCAACCCAGGGAUCCUGGAGGCCGUCACGAUGCAGCACAUCUUCAUGAACAAUUUCCAGCUGUGUAGUGAGAUCAACGAGAGAGUCGUCCAGCACUUUGUUCACUGCAUUGAGACUCACGGUCGAAACGUCCAGUACAUCAAGUUCUUGCAGACGAUUGUCAAGGCCGAAGGGAAAUUCAUCAAAAAGUGCCAAGACAUGGUCAUGGCUGAGCUGGUUAAUUCAGGAGAGGAUGUCCUCGUAUUCUACAAUGACAGAGCCUCUUUCCAGACUCUGAUCCAGAUGAUGAGGUCGGAACGGGACCGGAUGGAUGAGAACAGCCCUCUCAUGUACCACAUCCACCUGGUCGAGCUCUUGGCCGUGUGCACAGAGGGCAAAAACGUCUACACGGAGAUCAAGUGCAACUCCCUGCUCCCGCUGGAUGACAUUGUCCGCGUGGUGACCCACGAGGACUGCAUCCCCGAGGUUAAAAUUGCGUACAUUAACUUCCUGAAUCACUGUUAUGUGGAUACGGAGGUGGAAAUGAAGGAGAUUUAUACCAGUAAUCACAUGUGGAAAUUGUUUGAGAAUUUCCUUGUGGACAUCUGCAGGGCCUGUAACAACACAAGCGACAGGAAACACGCAGACUCAAUUUUGGAGAGGUAUGUCACCGAAAUUGUCAUGAGCAUCGUGACUACGUUCUUCAGUUCUCCCUUCUCAGACCAGAGUACGACUUUGCAGACUCGCCAGCCCGUCUUUGUGCAGCUGCUGCAAGGUGUGUUCAGGGUUUACCACUGCAACUGGCUCAUGCCGAGCCAGAAGGCCUCGGUGGAGAGCUGCAUUCGGGUGCUCUCUGACGUAGCCAAGAGCCGGGCCAUUGCCAUCCCCGUGGACCUGGACAGCCAGGUCAACAACCUCUUCCUCAAGUCCCACAACAUCGUGCAGAAAACUGCCAUGAACUGGCGGCUGACGGCCCGCAAUGCAGCUCGCAGGGACUCUGUCCUGGCAGCUUCCAGAGACUACCGGAAUAUCAUCGAGCGAUUGCAGGACAUCGUCUCUGCCCUGGAGGACCGUCUCAGGCCCCUGGUGCAGGCCGAGUUAUCUGUGCUGGUGGACGUCCUCCACAGGCCUGAGCUGCUUUUCCCGGAGAACACAGAUGCCAGAAGAAAGUGUGAAAGUGGUGGCUUCAUUUGCAAGUUAAUAAAGCACACUAAACAGCUGCUAGAGGAGAAUGAGGAGAAACUCUGCAUUAAGGUCCUACAGACCCUCAGAGAAAUGAUGACCAAAGAUAGAGGCUAUGGAGAAAAGGGUGAGGCCCUCAGGCAGAUUUUGGUCAACCGUUACUAUGGAAACAUCAGACCUUCAGGAAGAAGAGAGAGCCUUACCAGCUUUGGCAAUGGCCCGCUGUCACCAGGAGGACCCAGCAAGCCCGGGGGAGGAGCAGCCCUCUUGGUGAUACUUGAAUGA